AUGUGCACCAACAUAGUUUACGAGUGGCUGAAAGCGCUGCAGCUCCCGCAGUACGCGGAGUCCUUCGUGGAUAACGGCUACGAUGACCUGGAGGUGUGCAAGCAGAUCGGGGACCCGGACCUGGACGCCAUCGGGGUGCUGGCGCCCGCGCACCGCCGCCGCAUCCUGGAGGCCGUGCGCCGGCUGCGGGAGCAGGACGCCGCCGCCGCCGGCCUCUACUUCACGCUGGAGCCGCAGCCGCAGCCGCAGCCUCAGCCCGCGCCGCGCGGGCCGCCCGCGGCUGCCUUCUCCACCGGCCGCCGGGGGGAGCCGUACGGCGGCCCGGCCCAGGGCACCCGCGGGGACCCCCGCAGCCAGACGACCGCCCCCCGCGGCAGGGAGCUGGUGAGCUAUCCCAAGCUGAAGCUGAAGAUCAUGAUCAGGGAUAAGCUCGUCCGUGACAGCAUCCACCUGAGCAAGCCUCCCUACUCCCGCAAGGUCCCAUUGGCUGGCAUCCUAGAGUACUUAAUGAAUUGGCCGAAGUCAUCACAGAACCGCUAGAUAUCAUUUUUGAGAACUCGUGGAGGACUGAUGAGGUGCCUGAAGACUGGAAAAGGGCAUAUUUAGGACCUUCUUUCAAA
Molecule: messenger RNA, 620 nt
Organism: Eptesicus fuscus (big brown bat)
Lineage: Eukaryota; Metazoa; Chordata; Mammalia; Chiroptera; Vespertilionidae
Gene: SAMD5
Product: sterile alpha motif domain containing 5
Exons: 2
Coding region: 1-540 (179 amino acids)
Molecular function (GO): protein binding
Source: RefSeq, a predicted model, not a curated record